CGUCCAACUCCACACGAAACAAUGCGUCUUUUGCGACGCAGCAGCACUGGCGACUUUUGCCUGACUAAGGAUUUGGUUGGCGAUGAGACUAUCCCUCCAUAUGCGAUACUUUCGCACACAUGGGAUGUAGACACAGAGGUCACCUUUGCAGACAUGACAAAUGGGACUGGCAAGGAUAAGUUUGGUUAUAGGAAGAUCCAGUUCUGUGGAGAACAAGCCAAACAAGACGACUUGCAAUACUUUUGGAUUGACACUUGUUGUAUCGACAAGUCAAACCACGUUGAGCUUCAGGAGGCUAUCAAUUCUAUGUUUCGCUGGUACCAGAAUGCGGUGAAAUGCUACGUCUACCUAUCCGAUGUUUCGACAGCAAAGCCGAAUGCAUACGAAUUCUCUGAGUUUACUUGGGAAUCGUCUUUCCUGGAAAGCAGAUGGUUUACCCGGGGUUGGACCCUUCAAGAGCUUCUUGCCCCGCAUUCAGUCGAAUUCUUCUCCCAAGAAGGCUCGCGUCUAGGUGAUAAGAAAUCGCUAGAGCGGCAAAUUCACAAGAUAACGGGAAUCGCUACCCUAGCCCUUCGAGGAACCCCAUUAGAGGAGUUCGGUAUUGAGGAGCGAUUAUCGUGGGCAAAAAGCCGUCGAACCACGCGUAGAGAAGACAAGGCAUACUCGCUACUGGGUAUAUUUGGGAUCUACAUGCCGCUCAUCUAUGGUGAAGGCGAGGACAACGCAUUCAGGCGGCUCCAGGAAGAGGUCAACAAGCCUUCAAGCGGCAUCCAACGGAAAAUGAAUUCGCUUUCUAUUGUAGACGCAUCCAUAGCCACCAUCCAACUUAUCAAUGCCGCAUCGAUAUCGAUAUCCUCCUUUAUACGAUCCGUCCGCGAAUCUCGGUCAGAUCUUAACAUUGUCGAAAAUGAACUGCAAUCUAUCAAGAGGACGCUUGAGCUGCUUCGCGAAGAUCUGGACACGGAAUCCGGUAGCGAAGCGUCAACAUCACUUCCUAUCUCCUUUAAGAAACAAAUCCUUGGAAUUAUAGACUGUUGUGCUACCACAAUCAGGCAGAUCCAAGAAUCCCUUGAAAAGUCUCGCAACUUUCUUGCCAAGUCUGUCGCUGGCCAGAUCAGAUGGGCCAUGAACGGAAAAUUAGAUAUCCAAAGACAUCACUCCGUGCUUGAGUCCAAUAGACGGGCAUUGGAGAUUGCGGUCGACCUGCUUUCCUGGACAAUGACAAGAGAAGUCAAGGACAAAGCUGUCAUCCGAGAUGAUACUUCUCACAUCAGGCAAGAUACGGUGCGAAUCCUGGAGGAAAUAGCCAGGCUACAGGAGCAACUACCUCGAGAUCUGGCGCAACCUAGAGAUGAGCGCGGAUUUCUGCUAGACAGAUAUCUGGAAAGCCUCACGUCCUACACCGAAGUACUCACUGCCGAAAUUGACGCUGACUGGGAUGGUAACAUCAACGAUGACUUGUCUAAAUUUGACGGGGAUGCACCUCCAAAUGAUCUGGUUAUCCCCCAGCCUUCUCAAACUCAACUUGUCUUGCGCUCUUUCAGCAAUCAGGCCCACGAGCCUGCCUUGGAGAGUCUUCAAAAAAUGGGCUUUACAGGACAAUAUUCCACUCUUCCUAAAAGCUUCCUCCUCGCAGUCAACAACCGCAUUUCAAGAGACCAAUUCCUUCAGCUACGAAAAGGGGCCCUGCCGUUCAAGAAAUCCGCGCCGUUGCUUUCCAUUGGGGCCUUCCUCUUCCCGGGCACAAUCCGCGCCGUCACCGAGCGCAUGUCACUCCGCGACAUCGCGCAGAAUAUGACGCCAGCGGUGCUCCGCGGGUAUCAACGGCGUACAGUCAAGGGUGCGGCAUAUCCAGCGCUUAUACCGAGUAGUGAUCCGAAUGUUGAGACAACAGGAAUGAUCAUAUUUGGACUAAACGGUGCGGAUCGGGAGGCGAUGGAUGGUUUCCAGGGGGGCAUGUACGAUUUGAGCCGGGUGACGGUGGAGAUUGAACUCCAGGAUGGUACUAAGGAGUUCCAUGAGGCUUUGGCGUAUAUCUGGAAUGGAUCAUCGACGGAGCUUGUUCCGGUGGAAGAUAUGUCUUGGUCACCGUUGGAUAUGCUCCGUGAUAGAUGGUUGUCUGGGAUACUCGAAUUGGUAGAACACGAGGAGGCAGCGCUUUAGCUUGAUACUACUAGAAGAGCAAUCUUAUAAGGCUUC
Messenger RNA from Bipolaris sorokiniana ND90Pr, 2199 nucleotides. RefSeq lists its product as uncharacterized. Bases 22 to 2163 code for a protein of 713 amino acids. Lineage: Eukaryota; Fungi; Ascomycota; Dothideomycetes; Pleosporales; Pleosporaceae. The transcript has a single exon. The record is from RefSeq and is a predicted model, not a curated record.